Messenger RNA from Phyllotreta striolata, 346 nucleotides. Lineage: Eukaryota; Metazoa; Arthropoda; Insecta; Coleoptera; Chrysomelidae. The record is from the annotation of a GenBank genome assembly.
CAGUAGGUACUCGUAUUCAUUGCAGUAGAACAUGAAUCGCAGCAAAAUGUUUGUCACUUUUCUUUUUAGUUUCCUUGCUGCAAUUUCCUUUACAGGGGUCGCAGAAGGUGUUGAAGUGGGAGAUUUUGCCUGCAAAUUUUUGAGCUGCGAUGAUUCGGCGGCUUUUUUGUUGAACCAAGGUGCUGACCUAGCAUAUUAUGUAUUGCCUGCUAUACCCACACUUAUCAAUAAAUUGCAGUCUUCUAUGGGAGAGCCGAGCGAUGAAGAAACUCCACAAGUACCGAGGAGGCAUCACCGUAUAAAAAAAUAAGUGACAAAAUGUUCUCAUCAUUAAAAUAAAAUUUUG